Molecule: messenger RNA, 2320 nt
Organism: Bursaphelenchus okinawaensis
Lineage: Eukaryota; Metazoa; Nematoda; Chromadorea; Rhabditida; Aphelenchoididae
Source: the annotation of a GenBank genome assembly
AUGUUGCCAUGUAUUUUUGUUUUGUUGUUUGUAAAUAGUCUGGCAGUGCCGUCAUGCGAGUGUAAGUGAGGUUUGGUUUAGUGCUAAAACUUUUUUUUCAAAUACAUCUGGGCAGGGCUAGGCCAGAUAGGAUAGUUCAGGGUAGGUUAAGGUCAGACAAGUUAGGAUAAAGUAGUGUAGGAUAUAGUAUGCUACAGUAGGGUAUGUUAGGGUAGGGCAGGGUAGAGUAGAGUAGGUGGUAAGAGGUUGGGUAGAGUAGAGUAUGUAGGUGUAAAGCAUGUUAAUGUGGUUUAUAAAGUACGAAAGCUUUAAAAAAGUUUUGUCGUUUUUCUUCAUUUAAACGUAUGUAAAUCGGCGCCAAGACUUUUUUAACGCUUUAAGUGGGUAUAUAUGAAGCGGGUAAACUAGUUUUAUCUAACAAAGGAGUAGGAGAAAUUGAAGAAAAAAUAUUUUUGAAACGGGGGCCGGGGUACGGAUGUAAAUUUUUAAAUUUUUUUAAAAUUUUUUUUUGAAAAAAGUUGAAAUUGGCUUUUUCGAAUCUGCAUUUUUCUAAAUUUCUAAAUUUUAAAAUUUUCUUUUAUCUUUUGACAGGGUAGAUCAACAUAUAUUACAAUAUAAAUAUAUGUAGAUAUAUAUAUAGAUAUAAUCACUUAUUUCAGUAAAAGAAUGCGAACGAUGGAUAAUAACAAUCGUGCCAAUGUUCACGGAGAGCUUUAGCCAAAUUAAUGUGUUACACUCAUUAACCAACAUUCUACUCGAGGACUGUGAAUGGUAUCUGGGUUAUGUUCAUGUCUUUUUCCUCGACAAAUACGGUCGAUUAAGGCCGUUGGUGGACCCUUCUAACUUUGAUACGAUUGACGAAAAUGUCAGUUUUUAGGUAUUAUUACUAUUAUAUCGUUUAUAUAACAGGUAUUUCGCAUGAUCAACAGUAGUGUCGGGCAGGGUAACUAUUUUAAGAAAGUGGAUAGGAGGUAGAAAAGAAAAUUGUUUUUGAAAUGUAAAAAAUUUUUUGAAAGCGUGGGGUGGGGAAGAUAUAAAAAUUGAUUUUGGUAUAACUAAUGUAGUGACAUUUCAGUUCGCCGACUACAAAUUUACAGAAAACGAAACAGCGUCGGCUUACAUCAAAGGAACGUUGAUAGCGAUUCAGAAAAUGCCACCAGCCGAAGAGGGAAAUGGUCGAUAUAUAUUUGCUGUCACUGAUUUUGAACAAACUAAAGGUCAGUUAGCUUUGAUAAAGAGUUAGGUAGAGGUUACAGAAGGUUAGAGGUAAUGGUAGGGUAGGGCUAGGGCAAGAACAUUUAUCAAGACUAGAAAAAUGAAUAAGAACUUGACUAAUAUUAGGACAUAGACGAGGAUUAAGACUACGACAAGGACCGAGAGUAGUGUUAGGACUAGAGCUAAGGUCAUGAAUAGUAUUAGGACCAGGACUAGCACAAUGACUAGGACCUGGACUAAGACUAGGGCUAAAACGAUGAUUAGGACUAGGACCAGGAUCAAGACUAUGACCAGGACUAGGGUUUGGGCGAACUAGGGCUUGAACUAUAGCUAGACCAUGACCAAGAGAAGGACUAAGACUAGGAGAAUAACUAGAAUACUUCAGGGUAGAGUGAUGCAAAAUAAACUAAAAUAUCAUGUUUUUUAAUUUUUAUAACUGUUUCUUUUAGCUAAACACCAAGCCGAGAUGAUGGGCUUAAUAGACAACGAGCUAAUUUCAAAAGGUAUUCUAUUCCGAACCUUUAGUAUAGACAUUGAAUCAACAAAUCUAGACCCAAGUUCUAUAUUCACGAUUGAUACUCGAACCAACGCUCAAGGAUCGAAUAUUUUAAGUUUACAAUUACGAGAGACACAGUCUGUAGUCAAUCAGGUACGACCUUGUAAACCAUUGACUGUGCAACAGAAACUGGCUGGACUGACUUACGAGAAACGGUUUCAUUUGCGUUACAUGAUUCUUCAUAGUAAGUUACUUUACAUUACUAAGGUAGUGUAGAGUGGGUAGAAUAGGGUAGGGUAAGGUAGGGUAGGGUAGGGUAGGGUAGGGUAGGGUAGGGUAGGGUAGGGUAGGGUAGGGUAGGGUAGGGUAGGGUAGGGUAGGGUAGGGUAGGGUAGGGUAGGGUAGAGUAGGGUAGGGUAGGGUAGGGUAGGGCGUAUUAAAAUAAAUUUAAAAAAUUUUGUUACAGUAACUCCCAUUCUUUUAGACCCAAACGAAUUUUACAUUGGAAUGAUAUUUUUUGGUCUAGCCAUGAUACUAGCCAUUGGAGCACUACUAUAUAAAAAAUGUAUAUUAGAUCGUCGAAUAGAAUACAAAAACAUGAAAAGAUAA